UCUAACGCCAUUACCGACGAUCAUUUAGCAUUAGCAAUUAGCAAUGUUUUAUGAAUUAAAAUACACAUUCUUAGUAUUCGUUAAUGUAUUGUGUUUGAAUUACAUCAGCUACGGCGCGGCAUAUCCCUGGCAAGCCGACCACGAAGGCUACGAUGCCAGCCUCGAUCCAGUGAUAUGGUCGCGCGCAUUCGUUAAGGAUUACAUACGAAGACCACGGCAAUUUACUGCACUCCCUUCGGCGGUGGAUGAAGCUAAUGAAAUUCAAUUAAUUAAAAGAUUUGAUGAAUUUCAACAGCGUUUCGUCGAUACAAAUCGUGCUGCAAGUGAUAUUUUGCGCGAUGAGUCGCACAGGCGUACAGAAGCGGGUUUGGGCAGACGCAGAUUUGGCGCAGUGCAAGUGGACACUGAUGAUUGGAGCACAGCUACGAUUGCCGAACGCAGGUCAAGCAGCAAAAGAAAAUCUAGCUUAAAUCGCUCGAAAAUACAGCAUAGAAGGAAACGUAAUCACAUACGUUAGACAUAUUUAUGCUUUGUAGAAAUUAGUUGGAUAAGAAAAAAAUUAAAUUAUGUACUGAUAUUAAAUACUUUUAAGCCAUUUAUUAAGACUAUUUAUAUAGAAAUGUGUGUUUGUGCAAUUGUUGUGAAAAUUUGAGAUAAUGAGGCGGGUUGUGCAAUUCAUUUUCGAGUGAAUUUCUACCGAAUUCGCUUUGCAUUCAA
Molecule: messenger RNA, 717 nt
Organism: Rhagoletis pomonella (apple maggot)
Lineage: Eukaryota; Metazoa; Arthropoda; Insecta; Diptera; Tephritidae
Exons: 1
Coding region: 44-517 (157 amino acids)
Source: RefSeq, a predicted model, not a curated record